UAAAUUUACCUAUAAAAGGCUACAGUUUUUCUGUGAUAAGACACAACUCGAGUUCUUAUAGAAUACAUCAGAAGUUUUUAAAGCUUAAAGAAUAAUUCAAGAUGAAGUACCUUUUCGUCGUUGCCCUUAUUGCCUUGGCCAUUCAGUGUGCCUACUGCGCAAGCGCAACAACUACGACAACUACAACAACCGCUGCCUCGACCACAACAACAACCACAGAUGCAACAACCACGACAACAGCUUCUUCCACCCACAAGAAGCGUUGUUGGAAGGGCAACAACUGGUGCCACACCAGGAUUCCCAACAAGAAGUGCAAGCACCCGAGAAGGUGCCACAAGACCGUCGUUAUUGUAACCCACAGGAAGAAUUGAAGACCAUUACCAAAACUUGUAUAUCAAUUUAUGUUCGAAAUAAAUAUCUUAAAAUGAUUAA
Molecule: messenger RNA, 432 nt
Organism: Drosophila ficusphila
Lineage: Eukaryota; Metazoa; Arthropoda; Insecta; Diptera; Drosophilidae
Product: protein new-glue 1-like
Exons: 1
Coding region: 102-371 (89 amino acids)
Source: RefSeq, a predicted model, not a curated record